This is a messenger RNA of Brassica rapa (field mustard), 1058 nucleotides long. RefSeq names its product thylakoid membrane protein slr0575. The record is from RefSeq and is a predicted model, not a curated record. Lineage: Eukaryota; Viridiplantae; Streptophyta; Magnoliopsida; Brassicales; Brassicaceae.
ACUUUGCCUCAGCCUCACAUUACUCUCUCUUCCCACAGCUACACACAGAGAGAAGAAGAAAUGGGAUCUAUAUCGGCAGCUUCGGGAACCACCGUCUUACCCUACCAUCUCCGUCGUCAAAACAACCGGCGAUCAGGUCUCUACGACCAUCGCCAUGAGAAUCUACCCGUGGUUUCGUCUUCACAAACGAAACAGCAGAGAUGGCUCCACGUCCCGGAGACGAAGCUGAAACGAGAGACUCUGAGGCUCGGUUUCUUGGCAAGAGCUGCUGACUCCACGAGCUCCUCUCCUCCCGUGGUGGCUUCCGGUGAUAAAACUUUGAUCCCUGAUGAUGAAUUCACCCUAGCCAAGAUUUCAUUUGGUGUUAUUGGGCUAGGUCUCGGGGUCUCGCUCCUCUCUUACGGUUUCGGGGCAUACUUUAACAUCCUUCCUGGAUCUGAGUGGUCUGCUAUUAUGCUUACUUAUGGAUUUCCUCUUGCUAUUAUCGGUAUGGCACUCAAGUACGCAGAACUCAAACCAGUUCCUUGCUUGAGUUAUGCAGAUGCGGUGAAGCUUAGGGAGAGCUCUGCUACUCCUAUUUUAACCCAGGUGAGAAAUGAUGUGACGAGAUACCGUUAUGGAGAUGAACAACAUUUGGAAGAAGCACUGAAACGGAUCUUUCAGUAUGGACUGGGCGGAGGAAUCCCAAGACGUAGUGCACCUAUCUUAACCAUGAUAAAGGAAGAGGUCCUCACCGAUGGUCGUUACUGCCUGGUCCUUGUAUUUGAGGCCAAAGCUCUCAAGUUGUCAGAUUUCGAACAAAGACAGGCGAAAUUCACUUCGUUCUUUGGACCAAACAUCACUGCAGAAGUUGGUAAAGGAGAAAGUGAGAAUCUGUAUGAAGUAAGACUGAUUUCUAACGUCUCUGCAUCUUCUGCGACCCCUUGAAUAUGAACAAAGCAUAUACGAUCACUUGGCUCUUGUAUACCAACUUUGUAUAAUCAUCAUAUGUAUAAAAAGUUCAGAUAUCUCUUUUUUGGCUACGUGUGUAUUAUAUGUCAAUCUUUAUGAUUAGUUCA